AACUUGUAGCUAAAAGUAACUUGGAUUUCAUAGGAAAUACACAUAAAGUAAUAUUAUUGCGGUGUUGGUCUUGUUGCUGGGCCGAUUGUUUUCUACAUUGCAAUGGACUAUUUUCUAACUAUGUAAUGUACGAUAAAAUAAUAAUAAUAAUAACGCCAUUAAUAAAUUGAUUUAUCUACUAAGUAACGUUAGCUGUUUAAUAAUGACUCAAAUAUUAUCCUUAACACGGUUAAUUCAAAUUAAAAAUGAAACGAUAAUGAUUUCAUUUUAUACUGUGUGUCCCUCAUAAUUUGUGCCCGCUUUUCAAACUUAAAAUUGGCAUAAAAUGAUCGGACUCUUGAUUAUAUUACAACACAUACGGGAGUUAAACUAAAUCAGACGCUCUGGCCCUUUAAACGUGUUACCCAUAAUGCACCGUUGCACAGGACACACAUUUCCGCUUUAAAGGCGGCUAGAAUCCCUCCGCUUUACUGGAAGAGUCUGCAUUUAAAACUUGCCAAUGAGGUGUUUGAUGCUGGUGAAGUAUUUGGGAUUAUGCAGGUGGAGGAAGAAGAUGAAGAUGAGGAUAAUGAACGCAGAUCCAAUCCUGGAGCUGAGAUGGCUCAUAAAGUGAUUGUGACCAGAGAGAGUGGCCUGCAGGCUGCUGAUCCCACCAGUGUGUUUCUUGUAGAUCACGCCUGGACGUAUAGAGUGGAAAGUGCCCGGCAGCAGCUGCUGGAGAUUCCUGGUCUGCUGAUCCGUAUGGCCAGUCUGAUGGGUCUUCCCUUCCACGGAGAGGCUCCUGAUCCGGACAUCGUGGAUCUGGUCCUGGACAACAUGUGGAAAUACAACCAAACCUAUCAGCUUUCCCAAGGGUCUGCAGAAGAAAAGGUGCCCGUUUGGUACAUCAUGGACGAAUUUGGAUCUCGGGUUCAGCACUCUUCCCAGCCGACUUGCUGUAUGGCUCCUCUCUUCUACUCUCCACAACAGAUCGCUUAUUCAGUGCUGUGGCCACUGCAAGACCUGGAGAAUGGAGAUGAGGUGACGCGUGAUUUCGCAUAUGGCGAGGCGGAUGCUUUGAUGAGGAGAUGCCGCCUGUUGCCAUGGCUACCCGAUGACCUUGAGGCCGUGAGCGAUGACAUCCGGGAACCGUCUGACCUUUACUAUGAAACGAUUCUACAGGAGAACAAGGAGAAGCUUCCUGUUGACAUCCAGCCUUAUUGUGUUCCAGAUGGAAAAGUUCUGAAGGUCUACGCUGAGAUGAAGCAGGUUUUAGACCAUCUGAAACAUCCACGUUUCAAAUUCACUGAAAACAAGGAAGAGGCUGACAUAAUCUGGGCCUUCUCCCAUAUCCGAGAUUAUCGUCUUAGGAAACUGAGUGAGGAACGGCCUCACGUCCUGCUCAACCAGUUCCCCUGUGAGACUGUGCUGACCACUAAAGACUGCCUGGCAUCUGUGGCACGGAGAGCCAGGGGAGGUCAGGGGGCUCUGUGGCUCCCCAAGACCUUUAAUCUACAGACUGAGCUGCCUCAGUUCAUCAGACAUUACCAGCAAAGGCAGGAGAGAGGACUGGAAAACCACUGGAUCUGCAAACCUUGGAACCUGGCCCGCGGUCUGGACACACACAUCACGAACAACCUCAACUACAUAAUCAGACAGCGAGAGAGCACCCCAAAGGUGGUGAGUAAGUAUUUGGAGGAUCCCGUGUUGUUUCACCGAGAAGAGGUGGGCAUGGUGAAGUUUGACAUCCGCUACAUGGUGCUGCUGCGCUCUGUGGAACCUCUGCGUCUCUAUGCAUACAAUGUCUUCUGGCUGCGUUUUGCUAACAAACCUUUCUCGCUGGAUCACUUUGAUGACUAUCAGAAGCACUACACAGUGAUGAACUAUGCCGAAGAUGUGCAGCUCAAACAAAUUCACUAUGAUGAAUUUAUCCCCAUGUUUGAGAGCCAGUAUCCUCAGUAUCCAUGGAAACAAGUAGAGGCAGAUGUCUUUAAAGCAUUCUCAGAGCUCUUCCAAGCAGCUUCCUGCCGUCCUGCUCCAUAUGGGAUCUGUGCGUACCCCUCCUCCAGAGCCAUAUACGCCAUUGACCUCAUGCUAAAAUGGGACCAGACUGUUGAAGGAGAACGAGUGAUGCAGCCUCAGAUACUGGAGGUGAAUUUUAGCCCAGACUGUGAGAGGGCCUGUCGUUAUCAUCCCAGCUUUUACGACCACAUGUUCCAAACGCUGUUCCUGGAUGAGACAGAACAGUGUCCAGUCACUCGGAUUUUAUGACCAGCCUGAAUUCCAGCACUAAAAGAACGUCUCAACGUUACCAUAAAUAAAGAUAACGAAUGCCCCUUUAACAGUGUUUAUGUCACCAGGUUGUUGUGGUCUGUGUCGCAGUUACACAGAUGAAUCACUUGGAACAGAUCUGUGUCCCGUAACGGGAUAUUCCCUCCACAGUCUCCAUUUCAUCCUGCUUUCCAUGAAUAAUACAUGCAUGCAGAGUAUAUAUGAUGAGUUACAAAGAACAUAAAUGGAAAAGAGAGAUCAUAGUUCAAGCUGAGAGCCUAUUUUCUUACAAUAAUCAUAGGAAAAAUUACUUCUAAAAGUUUAGAUGAGAUCAAAGGCCAUUGUUGAUAGAUGUUGCAGAUAUACAGUCUGGUUGAAAUGAACAUUUUUCUCCAUUAACCACCAUUUUAUUGACUUAUGAACAUAUCUACAGAGUUAUUAAACUUGUUGCAUUAAGAAAUGUUAUUGUUACCAAAAAUC
Molecule: messenger RNA, 2730 nt
Organism: Megalobrama amblycephala (Wuchang bream)
Lineage: Eukaryota; Metazoa; Chordata; Actinopteri; Cypriniformes; Xenocyprididae
Gene: ttll12
Product: tubulin tyrosine ligase-like family, member 12
Exons: 15
Coding region: 535-2250 (571 amino acids)
Biological process (GO): protein modification process
Source: RefSeq, a predicted model, not a curated record